Molecule: messenger RNA, 1046 nt
Organism: Malania oleifera
Lineage: Eukaryota; Viridiplantae; Streptophyta; Magnoliopsida; Santalales; Ximeniaceae
Product: NAC transcription factor 32-like
Exons: 5
Coding region: 111-1046 (311 amino acids)
Biological process (GO): regulation of DNA-templated transcription
Molecular function (GO): DNA binding
Source: RefSeq, a predicted model, not a curated record
GAAAGAGAAGGGAAGAUGUAGAGUUCUGAUCAGAUCCAAAUAAUGUAAGCAUAAGUAGGCAUCUCCAAGUUCCUAGAGAUGCAUUUCUAAUUGCAUACUAACUUCCCAAUAUGGAGGUCAUCUGCAACCGCAACGACGUCAAUUCUCAACACAUUUCCAAUGGUGUAAAGGAGUACCUAUGCUCGUUCCCUCCCGGCUAUCGCUUCAUUCCCCGUGACGAUGAGCUCAUUGUGGAUUAUCUCCUUAAAAAACUCAUCGGACAACCCUUGCCACCUAACAAGAUUGUCGAAGUCACUCUCUAUCAAUACAACCCCGCCCAUCUCGUUGAGAGAUAUAUGGAUGACGGGACUAAAGAGUACUAUUUUUUCACGCCAAGAAAAAUGAAGUAUCAAAAAGGGAAUCGCUCGAGCCGCUCAACAAAUGAUGGUUAUUGGAAGGCUACUGGAAUCGAUAAACUCAUUAGACAUGGCGAUAUAGUGGUGGGUUUCAAGAAAGUUCUAGUCUUUUACGAGGGAAAAGCCCCCAAGGGAAUCAAAACCAAUUGGGUAAUGUAUGAGUAUCGGGUCAAUCACACCACACCCGACACAAGGAGGGCUCAGAAUGAGAUGCAGUUGAAUGACUGGGUUUUAUGCAAAAUUUAUAAGAAAAGGGAAAAGUCUGAUGGCAGCAUCAACAAGAAGCAUACUGAAUACGAUGAUAUGAUCUCUUUCAGUAGUGUGGACGAGUACCUGGACUCGUUUCCUCCCGGCUAUCGCUUCUCCCCUCUUGAUCAUGAACUCAUUGUGCAUUACCUCAUUAAGAAAGUUGUUGGCGGUCCUUUGCCUCCCAACAAAAUUCUUGAAGUCACUCUCUACCAACACAACCCUGCCUACCUCGCUGGAAGUAUCGAAAUGGGCGCUUGCCGAAUCGAGGGACAGGGGAUGGAUACUGGAAGGCUACUGGAGCUGACAAACCAAUCCAUCAUGAUGGUGCAACGGUUGGGUAUAGGAAAGUUUUGGUCUUCUAUGAGGGAAAACCUCCCAAGGGCAAUAAAACUAAUUGGGUAA